Esox lucius (northern pike) is the source of this 3290-nucleotide messenger RNA. Its product is annotated as TBC1 domain family member 10B. Bases 1387 to 3243 code for a protein of 618 amino acids. NCBI's taxonomy places the organism in Eukaryota, Metazoa, Chordata, Actinopteri, Esociformes, Esocidae. The record is from RefSeq and is a predicted model, not a curated record. The transcript is spliced from 10 exons.
UGCCACUGACGGGAGCGCGCACGUAGCUGUCAGCAGCAGCCAUCGGAAAUGUAGGGGCUGGUGUUGAAUGUACCAGCAAUACGACCAAACUGAUCUACGUUUGGAGAGAAACGCGGACCCGUAUGGCGUAAUAUUAUAUGCUUUUGGAAGAUUGGGUGUACAUUUCAGGAAGGGCCUUAAUGCAACAAUGACAGAGACUGUAGUCCAGGCGGCCAGCUAGCUAAUACAACACCCUGGCCUUGUCCUAAAUAUUAGCCAGCAAGCUAGGCUAACUUGCUUGCUAGGUAAUUUUGGGGGACAUCGCGCCUCCUCCUAAACUGAUCAGCAUUUAUCUAUUUUGCUUUUUGCUUUGACUGUGCAGCUUCUGUGUUUUCAUCGAACGGAGGAACUUUGUGAACCGGAGCUGUGGGGGGCCCGAGGACAGGAACCCCCUGGGCGUCCAGGCGGACGGAUCACAUACUACAAGACACGCGGGCCGUAGGUGAGGACAAGGAGGAGCCAUGGCUGAGAUCUCCGCCCUAACCGCCUCACCUCCAGCUAUGGGGGAACCCACUACUACCCCACCCCUUCCCCCACCCUCUACGGCCCCCGCCCCUCCAAGUAGCACUGCCCAAGAUCCCCUUAAGCAGUUUCAUAUCCCUGUGUCCACUCUGUAUGCUGACAAAUCUUCUCUGAAAUUAACUGUGCCAGGGGAGGCACUCCCUACAAACCCUAUUUCUCCUAAGAGAGGGGGGAGAGGACCUCCCCCGAGUCCCCCCAAACGCGUCUCAUCAGCGUUAACUCCAGAGACCCCUGUUCCCUCACCUCUAAAACCACCAGAGGGUCCUGCACUACUGCCUGUAGUAGCCACAGAUAAUCCUGACAUCCUGCCUGUGGGUGGUGUGUUAGCAGGAACCAGCUCCGUUCGGGCAUUGGAGCAGGAGGUCAGUGAAAGAGCGGUCGAGGAGCCGCUGAGUGGCCCUUCAGAGGGUGCUAAACAGGCAGGCUGUGAGCCCGGGCUCCCGGGACUAACGCCGCAGACAACCAGCCCAUCGUCCGAUCGUAAUCCCCGCCCUAAUCUCUACCCCAGUGUUCAUGUCUCUUUGAACCCUAAUCCUGCUACUGAUGAUGCACAGCCUCCCCCUGUCCAGGAGGCCCCGCCUUCCACUCCCUGUCCUCCGGACUCCACCCAAACAACAGCCGUCCCCGAGGCGCCAAAUCCCCAGCCACCAGAAGAAUGCCUGAACCCUGACCCUCCGCCCCUUCCCAGAGUGGACCCCCCCCAGUCUGUCUCCCAUAAAGGCUGAGCUGCCCAGCCCUCCAGUCAUCCAGGAGCCGGACCCUUUCUCCCUGCCCCGCCCCCGGGCCCCAGCCCCGGACACCCUCAGCUACUUGGAGUCAGCCAGCAUGAUGUCAGGGACCCUGGAGUCUCUGUCCGGCAUCGGGGAGGAUGGGAGCUCCAUCGGGUCGGACUCCGAGAUCAACGGCCUGGCUGUCAGACGCACUGACAAAUAUGGCUUCCUCGGUGGGACCCAGUACAGCGAGGGCAGGUGGGCAUGUGACAAGGACAUUAGAGUUGAUGUGGCGCGGCAGAGAGAGAUGAAAUGGCUAGACAUGUUCAACAAUUGGGACAAAUGGGUCUCAAGACGCUUCCAAAAGGUGAAGUUGCGCUGUAGGAAGGGCAUCCCCUCCUCCCUCAGGGCCAAAGCCUGGCAGCUGCUCUCUAACAGCAAGGAGCUCCUGGACUCAAACCCCGGCAGGUUUGAGGAGCUGGAGCGGGAGCCAGGGGACCCUAAAUGGUUGGACAUAAUAGAGAAGGACCUUCACAGACAGUUCCCCUUCCAUGAGAUGUUCGCUGCUCGCGGUGGACAUGGGCAGCAAGAUCUGUUCCGGGUGCUGAAGGCCUACACAGUGUACCGUCCCGAGGAGGGCUACUGCCAGGCCCAAGCUCCCGUCGCCGCUGUCCUGCUGAUGCACAUGCCUGCCGAGCACGCCUUCUGGUGUCUGGUGCAGAUAUGCGAGACGUACCUGCCUGGGUAUUACAGCGCCGGACUGGAAGCGAUUCAGUUGGAUGGAGAGAUCUUCUUCUCCCUGCUCCGACGCGUCUGUCCCAUGGCCUACCGUCACCUGAAGAAGUUCAAGAUCGACCCCAUCCUCUACAUGACGGAGUGGUUCAUGUGUGUGUUCUCCCGCACCCUGCCGUGGGCCAGCGUGCUGCGGGUCUGGGACAUGUUCUUCUGCGAGGGGGUGAAGAUCGUGUUCCGCGUGGGCCUGGUUCUGCUGAAGCAGAUGCUCGGCUCGGUGGAGAAACUCCGGGAGGUCCAGGGCAUGUAUGAAACCAUGGAGCGCCUCAGGAACAUCCCCCCGGAGUCCAUCAGAGAGGAUCUCCUGGUACAGGAGGUGGUGUCCCUGGCCGUGACCGAGGCUCUGAUUGAGAGGGAGUGCACCAUUCAGGUUCGGAAGUGGCGGGAGUCGAGGGGCGAACUGACUCACCAGCCUGGCAGGAGGCUCAACGGUACGCGGGCCAUCCACGAGCACAAGCGUCGGGCCUCAGCCAUCAGCUCUGGGGGGAGCUUCUCCUUCCUGGGAUCCAUCCCCCCUCCGGGGCCCCUCCGGGCCUCCUCCAGCCUGCUUUCCCUCCCCGGCUUCCGCAAGUCCAAAACCCCUUUCUAUCCUCAGAAGAAGGGCUCCUUCUCUGGGGGCUCUGGGCUUGAGGCCGCGCAUCCACUGAAUCCCUAUGCACCAUCUUCAAGCCCCGCCUACAAACCGCCCAUGUCUGGGGCUUCUGUAGCCAGGGCCCCGGGCGCUCCGAGUCCUCUGGUUGGCUCUGGUCCGGGCCCCUCGACCGGCCCCUCCCAGACCUCUGCGCAGAGUGGGCCCGGCGCGUUAGGCCCUGGACAGCACACGGCGCCCCAAACCCUUGCUCCCAAAGUCACGUCGGAGGAGAUCACACCCACCAUCCCCUCUCCCACCGCCAACAACACGCCUCUGCCCCCGUGCCCAGAUGGAGACAGGGGAGGUACAGGAGGAGAGGAAGACAAGAAGAAGAAGAAGAGCAAGGACGACAAGAAGAGAGAGAAGGAAGAGGAGAAGAGGAAAGAGAAGGAGAAGAAGGAGCGGGAAAAAGCUGACAAGGAGAGACAGAAGAAGGAGAAGGAGCGGGCAGAAAAAGAGAAGAAGAAAGACAAGGGUAAGAAAAGGGACAAGGGGGGUGGAGAGACAGAAGGGAAUAAUGGAGCUGCAUCACAGAGAGAUUCGGCCUAGAUUCCUCCGCCAUUACAGAGAAGAGGACCGGGACACUAGAGACCCCC